CCUCUCACUGUCGGAGCUCAGCGGCGCCCGCCUGGACACAGCAGCAGCACGAAGACAACAGCCGGGAUGAAGGCCGAGAAAUUUACGCUGCUGCGUCACUUUGACGGCAUGCCGCAGCCGUCUGAUUUCCAGCUGGAGUCUGAGGACCUUCCUGAGCUGAAAGAGGGUGAGUUCCUCUGUGAGGCCGAGUUCCUCAGCGUUGACCCGUACAUGCGGCCCUACUCGAAGGACCUCAACCCGCCAGUGACCAUGAUCGGAUCACAAGUGGCGCGCGUACUGGAGAGCAGGAGCGACAAGUUCCCGGUGGGCAGCCGGGUGGUCGGGGCGCUUGGAUGGCGUUCUCGCACCGUCGUCAGUGAAGACAUGCCGUCCGCCGUCUUUGGACUGAGGAAGCUUCCUGACCUGGGCGACCUUCCGACGUCAUAUGCUCUCGGCUCGUGCGGCAUGCCGGGCAAUACAGCCUACUUCGGCUUCCUGGAGAUCUGCAAGCCCAAGGAGGGCGAGACGGUGGUGGUGACGGGCGCGGCUGGCGCCGUCGGCAGCCUGGUCGGACAGAUCGCCAAGAUCAAGGGCUGCCGCGUGAUCGGCUUCGCGGGUACGGACGACAAGUGCGCCUGGAUCCGCCAGCUCGGAUUCGACGUGGCCAUCAACUACAAGACGUGCGCGGACAUCGACGCUGCCCUGAAGAAGGCCGCCCCGGACGGCGUGGACUGCUACUUCGAUAACGUCGGCGGAAUGCUCAGCUAUCAAAUCCGCAAACAGAUGAACCUGUUUGGUCGUAUUUCUGUGUGUGGCUUUAUCUCCAGCUACAACGAGAAGACCGGUGAGGAGCUGAAGCUGGAAAUCCCCGAGAAGCUGAUUCUGUUCAAGCAGCUUAAAAUGGAGGGUUUCAUCGUCACCCGCUGGGACCAGGAGGAGACAUGGAACAGGGGCGUCGAACAGAUGGCCUCCUGGAUCAGGGAGGGCAAGAUUCAGGUCCAGGAGACGGUCACGGAUGGAUUCCAGAACAUGCCGCAGGCCUUCAUCGGCAUGCUGAAAGGAGAAAACACGGGGAAAGCCGUGGUGAAAGUCAAUGCUCAAUGAGACGAACCCCUCACUCAAUAGUCUAAUGAGCAUUUGUGUGCUCGUGUAUUGUGUUCUGCUGAUUAAAUUCGAGAUCUUGCAACGAGCGAUGUGUACUUUUGUUUCAUUGAGUUGAGGUAGAAACACAUCCCUAGCACAUUGCUUCGGGCCUGACAUGUGUUUACAGGGACCCAUCUCGAUGGAGAUAUGAGUACUGAGUAGGCAGUAACCCGCUCAUUAUCUUUAUGUUGGUAGUGAAGUCAGUUCUCCUACCCUGCCGCGGGUGACUGCAGCGGCCCGCGGCGCCGGCCGGUGACCGGCACUGUUUGCACGUGCACGGCACUGGUGCGCUGCUGCGUCACUUAGAUCACCGGUCCAAUUAGGAAAACCCAUCGCUCGUCGGAGAUCGGGCGGGGCGGCGGCCGAUUGAAGUGGGCGGCCAUCCAACGCCGGUGGCCAGCGGGCCAUCUGGGAUGACCGAUGAUCAGGGCAUACUGAGGAACGGAGGCGUCUGUCAUGAUACGCAAUACGUUUGCCUGAAGCGUUCACAGUUCUGCCGCUAAAUUCACUAUUAUUGUGCACAAUGGUUUGAUUGUCAUGUCACGGAUGCAGUGCGCUUCAAGUGACUUUAAAAGGGUUAUUUGGCGUUGAUUGAUAGGUGGCAGCCGGCAACAUGGGCAAAGUGCCGCAUUUCAUUCUACUGACAGUGGCUGAAGUGAGAG
This is a messenger RNA of Amphibalanus amphitrite, 1784 nucleotides long. RefSeq names its product prostaglandin reductase 1-like. NCBI's taxonomy places the organism in Eukaryota, Metazoa, Arthropoda, Thecostraca, Balanomorpha, Balanidae. Gene Ontology annotation, biological process: prostaglandin metabolic process. Gene Ontology annotation, molecular function: 15-oxoprostaglandin 13-reductase [NAD(P)+] activity; 2-alkenal reductase [NAD(P)H] activity. Gene Ontology annotation, cellular component: cytoplasm. The transcript has a single exon. Bases 67 to 1083 code for a protein of 338 amino acids. The record is from RefSeq and is a predicted model, not a curated record.